GUACAAUUAUUCUCGCUCGCUUCUGCCACUGAAGUAUUCGAAUGCUAAAUAGUACUAAUUGCUGCUGUUGCAAAGUUUGUUGUCUAUUACUAAUAUACACCUCAAUAUGGCUUCAAGAAAAGUGAUAAAUUUUGCUCCUGGUCCGGCUAAAUUACCCGAACAGGUUAUGAAACAAGCACAGGAUGAAUUUGUAAGCUUUGGUGAAAGUGGAAUUAGCGUCCUCGAAAUGAGCCAUAGAGGUUCAGAUUUUCUCGAUAUAAUCAACACGGCAGAGAACAAUCUUCGCGACUUAAUGAAUAUUCCGGACAAUUAUAAAGUAUUAUUUUUACAAGGAGGCGGAAAUGGUCAAUUUGCAGCUGUGCCUUUAAAUCUUAUGAAUUUUAAACCUGGCUGUAAAGCAGACUAUAUAGUAACUGGAAGUUGGUCAGCUAAGGCAGCAAAAGAAGCAGAAAAAUAUGGUCAAGUUAACUAUGUACUACCAAAUAUGAAAGACUAUACUUCAAUCCCAGACGUCUCAGAGUGGAAGCUUGAUCCAGAAGCUUCAUAUGUAUAUUAUUGCGACAAUGAAACAGUUCACGGUGUUGAGUUCCAUUUUAUACCAGACACAAAUGAGGUUCCCCUGGUUGUUGACAUGUCUUCUAAUAUUUUAUCAAGGCCUAUAGAUGUUACUAAAUUCGGCCUAAUUUAUGGUGGCGCCCAGAAAAAUAUUGGCUGCGCUGGUGUUACAGUUGUUAUUGUCAGGGAAGACCUUUUGGGUCAUGCUCAACCCAUUUGUCCAACAAUUUUUGACUAUCGUGUUCAAGCAGGAAACAGUAGUUUAUAUAAUACCCCACCAACGUUCAGUAUUUAUAUGAUGGGAUUGGUCUUCAAGUGGUUGGUACAACAAGGGGGGGCUCACGCAAUGAAAGAUCUCUCAAAUGAAAAAUCCUCUAUCAUUUAUGAAGUUAUUGAUCAAAGCAACGGCUUUUAUUGUGUCCCAGUUGAACCAACUGCUAGAAGUCGAAUGAAUAUCUGCUUCCGUAUUGGAUCGAAAGAUGGAAAUGCAACUUUGGAAAAAUUAUUUAUAGAGGGAGCUGCUAAGAAAGGAAUGCAAUCUCUAAAAGGUCAUCGUUCAGUAGGAGGAAUUAGAGCAUCCGUUUACAAUGCUAUAACUAUAGAAGAGACUCAAGCUUUGGCAACUUAUAUGAAAGAAUUUAAAAGACAAAACCAUUUAAACUAG
This is a messenger RNA of Dimorphilus gyrociliatus, 1219 nucleotides long. NCBI's taxonomy places the organism in Eukaryota, Metazoa, Annelida, Polychaeta, Dinophilidae. The record is from the annotation of a GenBank genome assembly.